UUAUCUAACGUAAUUUUACGGCUAUUAAAUUCAUUAGCAAAUUUAAAAAGUGUCACAUCUUUUAGAAAUAUUUAAUACAGAUAAUUUGCUUGUGAUGUUAUCUUUUAGUUGAAAAUUUAAAUAAAAAUGCUAAACACAAUCCGUGGGGCCCGUAUAGCUGCUGUUCAACUUCAACAAAUAAGGUUGGGGCACAGAGUACGAGGUAAUCCGCCUAUAUAUGCGAGGUCCUUGAAACAACGUAUCCAAGAACUUAAUUACAAAGAUGAACUGUACACAAGUCGAAUCGACAUUGGCUUCCCACCAAUAAAGCAAAGUAAAGAAGUUCGUGAUCAUCGAUUGCAACAUCUGAGAAAAAUAAAAAGUGAUAAAAACUUGGAAAAAUCAUCUCGAAAUUUAAAACUUGAAAUAAACCUGGAAGAUGUCAGAAAAGAAUGGCUGAAAACUACAGGUCCAUUUCAUAAAAAACAAAUUGCAGACCAUUAUGGUGUAUUUGAACAUCUUUAUGGUGAAGGAUAUUUUUUACCGCAUUUAAACAUAGAUGCUCUGUACAAUUUGAAGGAUGGCACAUUUUUGCCUGUUUGUGCAGGAAAUGUAAUUAAGCCUACAGAGGCUUUAGAGGCACCAAUUAUUACUUAUGAAUCUGAUGACAAUGCAUUAUGGACUUUAGCAUUUACUAGCUUAGAUGGUCAUUUAUAUGAGAAUGAAAAGGAAUAUCUACAUUGGCUUGUGGCUAAUAUACCUGGUAAUGCUAUCGAGAAGGGUGAAACUCUUGUUGAAUAUUUACAGCCAUUUCCUUUGAAAGGCACUGGUUACCACAGAUAUGUGUUUGUUCUUUAUAAACAGGAUAAGACAAUUGAUUAUGCUUUACCAAAAGUUACUUCGUCAUCAGCUCUUCAAGAUCGCACAUUUGUUACUAGAGAAUGGUAUAAAAAACAUCAAGAUAAUAUCACACCAAUUGGAUUAGCGUUUUACCAGAGUGUUUGGGAUUAUUCCGUUAGAAGUUUUUUCCACAAUGUCUUAAAUGCAAAAGAACCAGAAUAUGAAUAUGAUUUCCCAGCGCCAUAUAUCAGACCCCAGGAAUGGUUUCCACGCCGAAAACCCUUCAAUCUUUAUAUGGACAAAUAUCGCGAUCCAAAGAAGAUAAACGAAGAAUAUUUGCUACGUAAACUAAAAAAUGAAGACCCAUUUAAGAGGCCUCCUCCUCCUUUAAAAUUCCCCAAUGCUCAACAACUGCCUAAGAGUAUGCCUUCAUGGCUAAAACUUCAUGAGAAGAAAAUCCGACUAGGCUGGGGGAGAGUAAAUGAUGUUUAAGUAUUUUUGUAUAAUCAGAAAAAUAAAAAUUCUAGGAUUUUGUUUAA
This is a messenger RNA of Bombyx mandarina (wild silkworm), 1358 nucleotides long. RefSeq names its product mitochondrial ribosomal protein L38 (gene mRpL38). The record is from RefSeq and is a predicted model, not a curated record. NCBI's taxonomy places the organism in Eukaryota, Metazoa, Arthropoda, Insecta, Lepidoptera, Bombycidae. Gene Ontology annotation, cellular component: mitochondrial large ribosomal subunit.